Colletotrichum truncatum is the source of this 525-nucleotide messenger RNA. RefSeq names its product LysM domain-containing protein. Lineage: Eukaryota; Fungi; Ascomycota; Sordariomycetes; Glomerellales; Glomerellaceae. The record is from RefSeq and is a predicted model, not a curated record.
AUGUCCCGCUUCUCCCGCUACGAUACCGAUGACGAACGGCUGCCUGAGGGCAUGCAAAGAGUAGGCUACGACGCCGACACGCAGACGUACACAUACCGCGACUCGGAUGGCAGCUACUGGGAGGGCGCCCCAGGAAACGAAUAUGGCCAUUUAACACAGGUGUCAGGUGGAGGCCAUGCCUCCCGGCAUGCUCGGCAACCCGUCAUCGACCCUGACACUAGAGGACGGCUAUGGGAGGAAGAGCGGAAAAAUUGGCGACAGGGCUGGCAGCCUCUUCUAAACUUCUUCCUCAUAAUAGGGUUGUUUCUCAUGCUGCUCACCUGGUGGCUCUACCGGACUCCUUCGGAGGAACUGCCGCAGUGCGGUGGGCAGGCGGUGCCUUACAAGAUUUCCAAGGGCGAUACGUGCUGGGCCAUCGCGGAAGAGCAUAAAAUGAGUGUGGAGGACCUUGUCAAGGCCAACGACGGUCUGAACUGCGACAAGCUGCGACCUGGCAGUUCCAUAUGUGUGCCUUCAAUUAUUUAG